Molecule: messenger RNA, 2070 nt
Organism: Gopherus evgoodei (Goodes thornscrub tortoise)
Lineage: Eukaryota; Metazoa; Chordata; Testudines; Testudinidae
Exons: 7
Coding region: 162-956 (264 amino acids)
Biological process (GO): centrosome cycle; spindle assembly
Cellular component (GO): centrosome; HAUS complex
Source: RefSeq, a predicted model, not a curated record
ACAUCCUGGGUUCCCACCCUCCCAAUCACGUCCUGGCAACCCUGGAGCACUUGGCUCUGGAGAACACCCUGCAGAUGCAAGAGCUCACCAGCCGCAUUGACAUUCCCCACGACGUAGAGGCCCUCAAGUGAGUACUGCUAAGGGGGUGGCAGUGUGGGUGCAUGGUGCUGUACAGAGCUGUCGCCCCCCGCAGUGGUGGUGGCCUGUACUGGGAGGGGCAGAGUCAGAGCUCUGGAGAGAGGGUGCUGUGGGGCUUUGGCCCCCUGGUGGUGGUAGCUUUUACUACAGGGGGCAGAGUCAGGGCUCUGGGGGGCUGUCACCCCAGUGGUGCUGCAGUGACCCAUGGCACCAGUGCUGGGGCUUGUACCUCUGCCCUGCAGGUUCUGCUACGAGAGCUCCCGCCUGGAAGACCUGGCGGGGCCGCCAGCAGCCCUGCCCUCGGUCCGGGGCCUCAUACAGCGCGAAAAGCAGCAGCACAUCCAGGCACUGAUCAAAGGCACCUCCUAGAUAAAAUCCCAGCUCCGCAAGGACCAGGUCGAGGUCCAGGUCUUCAUGCAGAGGAAGCUGCUGGGCCUGGAGCAGGACAUGACGCUGGAGUUGCAGCAGCUGCACGGAGGGGUGCAGCGCGAGGUCCAGCAGCUGGGGGCCGUCACCCUCCCCUGCCUUCUGUGCCGCAGCCUCCUGGGGUCCCGGCCCACGAGCUCUCCAUCCAUAGGCUGGACUGGAUGGCGCUCGCCCUACAUCGGGCCUUCCUCACUGUGUGCCAGGCUUCUGGCUUCCCUCUCUGCAAGGCCCCGGAGUACCCUCUGCCCCACAUGGCUGAGCUGAAGAAGGAGCUGCUGGCCCUGCGUGCCCAGCUGGGCUACAAGAACCGGGCACUGGCCAGCCUGCAGCAGCGCCAGGGCUCCCCGGGGACCAAUGCGCAAGCCCUGGUGCAGGGCCCUGCGGGACCAUGACCGGGAGCAGGCCGGAGCCCUGGGGCCGCGGAUCCAGCUGGUGACGGAGCAGUGCAGGCAACACAUUGAGCGUUGGCCCGAGGUGCAGGCUGCCAUCAACGCCUGGUGGGAGCAUAUGGGGCAGUUUGUCCUGCCUGCGGAGCAUUGCCUGGGCUGGAGCACUGGACCCUGGCCCUCAAGACCCUCCUGCAGCAGCAGCAGCACAGCUGGGCCUGAUGGCCCCAUCCUGCCUGGGAGGGGCGCAGAUGUAGGUAGCCAUACCCCUGUUAGGGAAGGAGUGUGGGUGGGACAUGCCUAUAUGAGGUGGAGAUUUGGGGGGCUUAGCCCAGUCCAGUCCAGCUGUCUCCUCUUGUGCAAAGUGGGGAGGGUCAGUGUUAAAGGGGGUGACCAGAUGCUGGUGGUGGGAGCAAGGUGGGGGAGCAGAUGUCAGGUGUGGGGGGAUCCCAGAUGGGUUUUGUGGCAUUCUGUAAUUCACAUUGUUCUGAAUAAACUGACUAAAUUCACAUUCAGGCCCAUGGCAGGGACUGGGACAUGGGGCCUUUCCCCUCUGGGAUGCGCCAGCUCUGAUCUCCCCCAGGGCAGGGACUGGCUGGCUCAGGUGGGCAGGGAAUGGGGCACGGGACCUUUCCCUUCUGGGCCCCAGCUCUGAUUGGGCCCCAGGGCAGGCACUGGCUGGCUUAGGUGCGUGGGGAAUGGUCCCCUACUAGGAGGCACCAGCUCUGGCUGCUCCAGGCUGGCUGGACCUGUGGUUCUGCCUGGACCAUCCCGCCCUCCUUCGUGCCCUGCCCAAGGGGCUAGUAAACACGGCCUUGACCCAAGCGCCUGAGCCCAGGGGUUUAUUCCUGUGCUGAGGUAGCCUCUUAAAUGUUUUACGAAACAAUGCUAGAGUAGAAAUAAGAAGAGCAGCCACCAUCCGGGUAAAGCCCCACCAGAAAAAGCAAAGACAAACUAGGGGAGGGCUAGCUCUGUGGUUUGAGCAUUGGCCUGCUAAACCCAAUUGGUCCUGCUUUGGGCAGGGGGUUGGACUAGAUACCUCCUGAGGUCCCUUCCAAGCCUGAGAUUCUAUGACAGAAAACACAGCUAAAGGUUACAAAUAAAAGACUGACUCAGCACA